This is a messenger RNA of Dreissena polymorpha, 3637 nucleotides long. RefSeq lists its product as uncharacterized. The record is from RefSeq and is a predicted model, not a curated record. The transcript has 2 exons. Lineage: Eukaryota; Metazoa; Mollusca; Bivalvia; Myida; Dreissenidae. The coding region runs from base 442 to 2280 and encodes 612 amino acids.
AAGAUAAGUUAAACUCACUGUCUUUGGACAGCUGUCGUUUAAUUUUUAUGCCGCCUGAUCGAAUGAUCGGGGUAUAUUGUUUUUGGCCUGUCUGUGUUUCAUUGUAUGUGUCUGUCAUUGAAGCUCAUUGGGUCAUUGUCGACCUGAAAUGGCUUGAAGUCACCCGGAGGUGACUAGAAGCCGAUUCUUGACACCCAAAGGGUGACUUCAAGCCGAUUCAUGUUGUCGUGAAUAUUAUAUGAGAUUUUAGGCGUAGCGUUGAUUGGCGGUUGCCGCGAAUGAGCACGUUACUAUUAUUAUUAUUUUGACGUCAUAUAGAUUUGUAUUGUUGUUGACGGGCAGUUGAAUUAAAGGAUCGAACCUGAACAGUCGUGUUUUGCAUAUCAACUCAAAGUACACCAUUAUACCUUCGUGAAAUUGGUGCCGUGAACAAACAGUAAAAUGCCGACGACAAUAGAGAAGUUACUAGGCCAGCGGCUAGGUUUGAAAAAUAUUAUUGACCGUUUCGACAGUAAAAUAGAAGAAGCGAGCGAUGAAGACGAUGACAUUCAGUUUCAAGCGCUUAUCGAGAAAUUAGAAGAAAAAGUGGCAUGUCUGCUAGUCCACAAUGAUAAAAUUCUCUCGCUCACCGACGCCGACGCUGCGCCAGAGGAGAUGGUCAAGGCAGAAGAGUAUACCUUCGACGUAGAGGUCAAACUACGAAGAUACAAGCAGCGUCUACAGCAGCCUAACAUUGGCAUCACAGACGCCGCCGAUUUAUUAUCGCUUGCAUCUGGUUCCGGUAGUCAGCAGGCAUCCGGUCCACUACCACCAAACAACCAACGCAGGGUGAACACCAAUUCAUCAAACAACAGCGGCCAGUCAGCGCCCGAGAUAAGUACAUCUAGUACUCAUAAAUUGCCGAAAUUAACACUUCCACGAUUUGACGGUGAUAUAUUACAAUGGCAAUCAUUCUGGGAUUCAUUUGAAUCGUCAAUCCAUUGCAAUGUCAACUUGACUGAUGUGCAGAAAUUCAAUUAUUUGAAAGCACAGUUGGAGGGUACAGCCGCCAUGACUGUUGAAGGAUUUGCACUCACGAAUGCAAAUUACACGCGCGCAGUCGAAUUGUUACGUGAAAGGUAUGGUCAACAUUGCAAAAUUGUUCAUGCAACCAUGCAAGCGUUAUUGAAAUUGUCAUCACCAACUUCCACAGUCGCGAGUUUGAGAGGGCUUUACGACCGCAUGGAAACGUAUAUCCGGGGUCUUGAGUCGCUAGGACAACAUCAAGAUAUGUACGGUAGCCUAUUGGUGCCAGUUGUAUUGGAAAAAUUGCCGAUGGAUAAACGUAAAAAUCUCGCCCGCGUAAACGAGAAUAAUGACUGGUUUUUGCAAGAUCUGCGACGAGCGAUUAACAAGGAAAUCAACAUUCUCGAGAUCGGCACCGGAAGUUCCUAUGAGUUGCCGGAAGUUAGCGACUACAACUCAACAGCAUUGUUUCAUGCAAGUGCGAAUGGUAAGAAGACUUCAUACACUCCUAGCAACAAGUUUGGCAAAAGGAAUACGCAAAAUUAUUCUAGAACAUGUGCAUUUUGUGAUCAAGAACAUUUAAAGAGUGAUGGAAUAGAAACACUUAGCCUGACGGGAUUCGGAGGAAGUAAUAACAGAAGCUUACAGCAACUAGAACGCACGACAGUGUACAUAGUUUCGAAGAGAAAGAAGAUACCUGUUAGUGUACUCAUCGUCCCCACUAUUGCGGCUCCCAUCAGAUGCGGAUAUCUUAGAUCGACUGCGGAACUUCCGUACCUGCGGGGAUUGAAGUUGGCUCAUUCCGUUACAGGUGAAACGUUAUUUGACAUUUCAUUACUUGUUGGAGCUGACCACUAUUGGGAUAUUGUCAAAGAUCAUGUUGUUCGAGGGAACGGGCCGACCGCCGUCAAGUCUAAGAUUGGUUAUUUACUGUCCGGUCCGAUGCCCUCCACGUCUCAUGCAUCAGCUGAUAAGCACAUCUUGAACGUACUUGCAUCGCGCGCCCCAGAACACAGCAUAUUAGAACGUUUCUGGAGUCUUGAGAACAUGGGUAUCUCACCUUGUGAACCUGACCGGAAGUCUGUCGAGUACCUACAGCAAUACCAAGCGACAGCUAUUGAGUACGACAACGGAAGGUACCAUGCCAAACUACCAUGGAAGCAAGACCACCCUGCUCUACCAACAAACCACAACAUAGCCUUGAAGAGAACUGUUGGGGCUAUUCAGAGGUUGUGCAAUGAACCGGAAGUGCCUCGGCACAUGGUGACAUCAUAGCAGAGCAGGAAAGACAUGGCUUCAUCGAGCGGGUACCACUUGGUCAAGAGUCAGCUGAACAAGUGCACUACAUUCCUCAUCACCCAGUGGAAAAAGAAUCAUCAACGACACCCAUACGCAUCGUCUACGAUUGUAGCUGCCGUCAGUCACGUGAUUCACCAAGCUUGAACGACUGCCUGAAAUCAACGCCACCGGCAUUGAACGAGCUUACGUCGAUUCUUACAAUCGUCACAGAAAUGGAGGCUGUACUUAACGAUCGGCCAUUGACGUAUGCAUCAACAGAUCUAAACGACCCCGCGCAUAUCACGCCGUCGCAGCUGUUAUACGGUCGCCGAGUUACAACGCUGCCACACGAUGACGUCACAUUCGAUGCCGGGAGUACUGUCGCUGCAGCCGAUCAUGCUACAUUUAACCGCAUGGCAAGGCGACGAGAGCUGCUCAUACAACAGUUAUACAGACGCUGGAAGACUGAAUACCUUACGUCACACCGCGAGCACCACCGAAUACCUGGUUCCAACACGCAGACGAUCAACACCGGGGACGUGGUGCAGAUCCAUGAUUAUGGCCCGAGAUGUUGAUGGAAACUUGCCGUGGUCGUCGAUGUUGUUGCCGAAAGGGACGGGCAUGUUUGCGAGGCGAAAGCGCGAAUCAGUAACGGAUUGUAUACCAUAAGGCCAAUAGCGAAACUUUAUCCACCGGAAGUGAAAAGUGCCAAUAAAAACUGAUGGACAAUCAUGAUAUUGUUGUGAUGGACUGUUUUUAAAUAUUUAAGCAUUUUGUUAUGAUUAUCGUAUUCGUAUACUUAUGUGAAAACUCUGUUUUUAUCAUUUUGCGGCCCCCAGUAUGUCGUGAAUAUUAUAUGAGAUUUUAGACGUAACGUUGAUUGGCGGUUGCCGCGAAUGAGCACGUUACUAUUAUUAUUAUUUUGACGUCAUAUAGAUUUGUAUUGUUGUUGACGGGCAGUUGAAUUAAAGGAUCGAACCUGAACAGUCGUGUUUUGCAUAUCAACUCAAAGUACACCAUUAUACCUUCGCGAAACAUGUCACCCUGGGGUGACUAGAAGCCGAUUCAUGUCACCCUGGGGUGAUUUCGAGCCAAUUCUAGUCACCCGGUCGGCUUGAAGUCACCCCAGGGUGACUUCAAUCCAUUUCAGGUCGACAAUGACCCAAUGAGUGUCAUUGAAUGUGUCCCAUAACUUUAACCUUGGUCAUAACUUUUGCAAUAUUGAUGAUAGCAACUUGAUAUUUGCAUGCAUGUGUAUCUCAUUGAGCUGCACAUUUUGAGUGGUGAAAGGUCAAGGUCAUCCUUCAAGGUCAAACGUGAAAAAAUAAAUAAAAAAAUUCAUAGUGGCGCAUUA